Molecule: messenger RNA, 438 nt
Organism: Carica papaya (papaya)
Lineage: Eukaryota; Viridiplantae; Streptophyta; Magnoliopsida; Brassicales; Caricaceae
Source: RefSeq, a predicted model, not a curated record
CGCUGAGGUAAGAAUCUGUUGUUGUUUUCUAGCAGAUUGAAACUCGUAAAUUUAAGAUUGACAAUGAUAUGUUUUGGAAAGAUGGCAAACCAUUCAGGAUUAUAGGUGGUGAUUUGCAUUACUUCCGGGUUCUUCCUGAGUACUGGGAAGACAGACUUUUGAGAGCAAAAGCACUGGGAUUGAAUACUAUCCAAACUUAUGUCCCUUGGAAUCUACAUGAACCAAAGCCAGGAAAAUUGGUCUUUGAGGGUGUUGCAGACCUAGUAGCCUUUCUCAAACUCUGCCAGAAGCUGGAUUUUGUAGUUAUGCUUCGCGCUGGGCCUUAUAUAUGUGGAGGACUUGGACUCGGGAAAGACGAUUGGCAAUGCUAGUAUGGAUUCGGGUCUUUAUCUACUGCAAGUUGACAACUAUUCUCUUAAUAGACAAACUCAUCAUGCA